GAGAGAGAGAGAGAGAUGGCGGAUGCGGGAAGAGACCAGACAUCCUUAGAGUUCACGCCGACGUGGGUGGUGGCUGUCGUUUGCUCCAUCAUAGUGUCCAUUUCUCUCAUCGUUGAUGGACUCUUUCGUUGGGCCGGCAAGCGUUUGAGGAAGUACCAAUGGUGGCCGCUCAUCGGCGCCUCACGGAAGAUCAAAGAUGAAAUGAUGCUACUGGGUAUCAUAUCGCUUCUCUUAGCGGUGUUCCAAACUAGCAUAGGGAAGAUUUGCAUAUCGGAGCACCUCAACAACGUCUGGCUUCCCUGCAAGAAGCCCGACUCUCCAUCCACCGUCGCAACGGGAGGACGCCGCCUCCUCGCCAUUGCGUCUGAUACUACUGAUUACUGCAGUCAAAAAGGGAAGGUGCCAUUGUUGUCUGUUGAAGCAGUCCAUCACCUGCACAUUUUCAUAUUUGUGCUGGCCACCUUUCACGUGGUCCUCUGUGUGCUCAAAGUACUGACUAUGGUGUGCUAUGACAUCCCUUUCACUUCAACUAUAAAUCAAUGGGGGAAUCUGCAGCUAUAUGAGAAACUUCUCAAAGUUAAUGAUCGUCUGCAAGACCUCGUACUCACGAAAACGGUGGAUUUUUAUAAAAAGCCACCUGGCAUCGUCUCAUCUCUGUCAACAGGUUUUCAGAAAGGGUUUGCUUCUAUGACCGUGCGUGAGUACGUUACUCUUCGUUUGAACUUCAUCGAGGUCUUGCACUCAAAGAAUAAGGCACUUGAUCCGGAAGAUCCGGGGAAAGAAUUUCAAGAUUGUAUAAUCGGGACUUUGAAAAAGGAGUUUGAGAAUAUGAUUGGAAUCAGCUGGUACUUGUGGUUAUUCGCAGUGACAUUUUUGCUCGUGAAUGUUGCCGGAUGGCACGCCUUGUUUUGGAUAUCUUUCAUGCCGUUGAUUAUUUGGGUCAUUGUCAACAUCAAAUUGGAGGGUAUUGUAAGCCGACUAGCAAAAGAUAUUGCCGAAAAGCAUACACAAAAUGAAGAGGAGUCCAACGAAAAUGGUGCGAAGGAGAUGGUUGUUGAAAUUUCAGACGAUGAUUUCUGGUUCAAUAAGCCUCAUCUGGUCGGCAACCUGAUUCACAUCGUGCUAUUCGAGAACUCUUUGCAGCUUACUUUCUUCUUCUUUAUAUUGAUCCAGUAUGGUUUUCACUCCUGCAUCAUGGGGAAGGUUGGUUUUGUUGUCCCGAGAAUAGUACUUGGAGCGUUUGUCCAGUGGUUGUGCACCUUCCGAACAUUACCUCUAUACGCGAUUAUUAAAUCACAGAAGAAGCAAUCGGAGAAACAAAACAAAACGUGUCCUGAUAUUAAGAAAAUUAGGAUGCUCUUGAAGGAGAACCAAUCGGAGGAGGAACGUAUAAAAGAGUGUCUUGCUGUUCUUGACGAUAUUGAGGUACGGUUGAAGGAGAAUGAGAUGGACGAAGACCAAGAUAUGACCGGGAUUUCGGAAGCGAUCGAUAAGCGAAAGAAGCCAAGAUCAGCAGUGGUGCCCACAGAUACUGAGUUGACCCGAACUGGUUCGAGAGACGGAUCUGUUGGAGCUGAGCCGACAGAAACUAUGAAAAGAAAUGGUGAAGAUGUUCCAGUUGUUCCAGUUGUUCCAGUUGUUGAAAAGAUACUUCGGUCUUUAGACAAGAAGUACCACCACAUUGGCGUUGCGAUUGACGAGUUCAAAGACUCGAUGCCAUGA
This is a messenger RNA of Rhodamnia argentea, 1722 nucleotides long. Its product is annotated as MLO-like protein 15. The record is from RefSeq and is a predicted model, not a curated record. Gene Ontology annotation, cellular component: membrane. The transcript is spliced from 15 exons. Bases 16 to 1722 code for a protein of 568 amino acids. Gene Ontology annotation, biological process: defense response. Lineage: Eukaryota; Viridiplantae; Streptophyta; Magnoliopsida; Myrtales; Myrtaceae.